Acinonyx jubatus (cheetah) is the source of this 1493-nucleotide messenger RNA. RefSeq names its product translation initiation factor IF-2-like. The transcript is spliced from 3 exons. The coding region runs from base 544 to 1056 and encodes 170 amino acids. The record is from RefSeq and is a predicted model, not a curated record. Lineage: Eukaryota; Metazoa; Chordata; Mammalia; Carnivora; Felidae.
UGCUUUCCAUGGUCCCGCCCUCUUGCCAUCAAGCCCCGCCCAGUCCUCUGCUGGGCCAGGCGCUCCUCUGUUCCUCUGUUAAUCUGGGCCCACCAGAUUUGGCGGAUUUGUGGAAAGCACCAAGACCUGGUAGUUAAGAAAGCCGUGAGCUCUGUCGUCUCCGCUCCUUAAUCUCUGUCGGCAACUCCGACAGAAGGCUGCCUUCCCGCCCUUGCUGUCUGACGGACCCUUUUGCUUGGAAGAUGCUUAGGUGGUGGCUCUUGCCUCGUUUUGGCCGGGAUUGGGUUUCUUUCUCUGCGCUGAAAGGGAAUGAGCCCAGGAGAGCCACCUGGGGUCAGAAGAGGUUUGCAGAGUUGACCAAGAUCCCCGGGCGGCCAUAGCGGACCUCCAGUUCUUCCCAGACCGCAGGCGCCAAGACUGGCCCCUCCAUGGCCAGCAGGUGGCAGAAGGGGGCCGGCCUGGGACAGAAUCCGAUCUUUUCCUCAUGUCUGCACUCCUUACCAUGGAGUCAGAGGAAGCUGAUCUUAGCCCUGGUUCCAUGUCAUGGCUUUAUUUAACGAAAGGCAGUAUCACGAUCAGGGGGCCUGUGGGCCGGUGCCUCGGGAUGCGGCGACUUCCCCAGCCCCGGCGGAGAGGAACCCCUCGCUGUGUUCGCCGAGGACCCGCAAAGGCGUGAGCCCGCAGGGUUGCGUCCGGCCAGGGAGGCGCGUGCAGGGGCGCGGCCGGGCGGCGCAGGUGUCCCUCGGAGGCGCGCCCCUGCUGGCCGGGCGGUUGGGGCCGCGGCCGCGCAGGACGAGACGGAGGACCGCCGGCGGCCGUGCCCGCGCGCACCCGGCGCAGGGAGGAGGGCUGGGCGAGAGGGCCGGGCCCGGAGCCGCGGCGGGGACCCCAGGGCGCCGGGCGCGGCGAGGACGGGGCUGUGCGGCGGCGCGAACCACCCCGACCGGGCGUGGGGCAAAACCCGCCACCCCGCGGCGUCGCGGGGUGGGGGCGUGGGAGGCGGCGAGGGAGCUCCCAGGCCGGGGCUCACCGCCAGGGAGCGGUUCCCGGAACUGACCCCGAACCAGGAGGCGGGCCCCGGGAGGGUAUCUGGGCCACUUGACGACUGGACAAAAGUUUCCCAAGACAUUCAGACUCCAAACUAGAGAUGGUGUCAAGCGAUGCUCGGAAAGCCUCCCUGGGUGAGAUAAAUGAAGAAGAGGCCGCUCCCUUUAAUGGGUUGGGGGGCAUGCUGCCCGUGUGCCUUUGAGCCAGCUAGCUCCGCUGCCAGCUAGCUCAGUAACUAAUUUUUGACCCCCAUUCCCUGUCUGUAAGUUGGGAAUAAUAACAGUGACUAUGGCUUGAGGUUGUGAGGACCGCAAUGAGAUUGAUUGAAGCCAUCUUGUCAAUUCGGAUGAAGGAAUGGACACACUGGACCUCAUAUCUGCUGCAGACCCGCUGGACCAACCGAGGAACCUGUAAGGAAUGCAACCCCACUAGUUUGCAAGGAAAGA